Chlorella variabilis is the source of this 1322-nucleotide messenger RNA. RefSeq lists its product as hypothetical. The transcript is spliced from 6 exons. Gene Ontology annotation, molecular function: sulfurtransferase activity. Gene Ontology annotation, biological process: tRNA wobble position uridine thiolation. The record is from RefSeq and is a predicted model, not a curated record. NCBI's taxonomy places the organism in Eukaryota, Viridiplantae, Chlorophyta, Trebouxiophyceae, Chlorellales, Chlorellaceae. Bases 1 to 1257 code for a protein of 418 amino acids.
AUGCACUCCGCAGCAGGCGCUGACCUGCCCGGCCGCGGCCGCCGCGUGGCGGUGGGCAUCAGCGGCGGCGUGGACUCGGCCGUGGCGGCGCUGCUGCUGCAGUGGCAGGGGUACGAGGUGGUGGGCGUGUUCAUGCGCAACUGGGACGAGGGGGAGGAGACGGGCAACCAGAACUGCUCGGGUGGGUGCCCCGCCGCGCAUCGCGGUGGCAUGCGGGGGUUCAGACGGGGGGCACCAGGGCAGGCCGCCUGCGCGGCAGGCCCGACAGGCCUGGGAGUGUUUUCCGAGUUCUUGGCGCAGUGCGGGCGGGGGCUGACCCCCAACCCCGACCUCGCCUGCAACCGGCACAUCAAGUUCGACGCCCUGCUCAGCUUUGCUGGGCAGCUGGGCGCAGGCCUGGUCGCCACGGGCCACUACGCGCGGCUGGCGCCCGGCGGCGGCGGCGGCGGCGGCGGCGGCGUGUCGCUGUUGCGCGGCGCCGACCGGCUCAAGGACCAGUCCUACUUUCUGGCCUCGGUGCAGCCGGCGGCGCUGCGGCGGGUGCUGUUCCCGGUAGGCCACCUGAGCAAGGCGGAGGUGCGGCGCUUGGCGGCGGCGGCGGGGCUGGCCACGGCCGACAAGCGCAGCUCAGCCGGCAUCUGCUUCAUAGGGCGCCGCAACUUUGCCGCCUUCCUGGGCCAGUACCUGGCGCCGCUGCCGGGGCGCUACGUGGAUGUGGGCAGCGGCGCUGUGCUGGGCACCUGCCCCGACCUCGCCGCCGUCACGCACGGCCAGCGCCCAGGCAUCGGCGGCGCGCCGGAGCGGGUGUAUGCCGUGGGCAAGGACGUGGUGGAGCGUGUGGUGUAUGUGGCGCAGGGGCGGGGCCACCCCGCGCUGCUGUGCACCACCGCCCUGCUGCGCACGCCGCACUGGCUGAGCGCGGGUCACGCGGCGCAGCUGGCGGCGCAAGGCUGGCUGCGGUGCCAGUACAAGGCGAGGUAUGGGCAGCAGCCCAGGCCCUCCGAGCGGCUGGGCUUCCGCCCCAGCGCCUACUGCCGGCUGCAGCCCCAGGACAGCCGCAUGCUGGGCAGCUACCUGGUGGUGCGCUUUGACGAGCCAGGCGUGGCCAUCACGCCCCAGCAGGCGUGCGUGCUGUACGACGGCGAGCUGUGCCUGGGUGCCGCGCUGAUCGCGCUGCCGGGCACGUCUCUGCACGAGGAGGCGGGCGGCGACGGCAGCGCCGGCCAGCGGCUGGACACAGCAGGGGCCUCGGCGUAGUGGCAUGAUACUCGCACCCUGUGCCAUUGGCUCUAGUACCUUUGUGUUGUAUCAGGGCUGCGGAC